AUGGCAUCCAAUUCAGAAGAUGAAGUUAUGAACAAUAUCUCCGAUGUCGAUGAGGAGGAUGAUCUGUUUGGAGAUGUUCCUGAUGAGGAGCCAGAGACCGCACCACCACCACCCAGGGUGUUGAGUGACGCAGAAUUGGAUUCGGGAGACGAUGAGGGGCGCGAUGAUAGAGUACCUAACAGGGACGAUGAAGAAGAAUUACCGGCGGAAGAUACUCGAAAUGCGCGAAUUCUCGAGGCUGACAUAUUCAGACAUCCAGUUCCGAGACCUUCAGAUGGAGAAUUCCAUACAUUUCGCCUUCCAAAAUUCUUUGGAAUUGAGCCUCGAGAAUAUAAUCCUGAGACUUUUGAAAUCCCCGUCUCCGAUCACCAUGCCUCUACCCAAUCCGCAAAUUUCUCGGCCAGGAAUGUUGCCGAAUCAACGAUCCGCUAUCGCAAGUCAGACUCUGGCAAACUCGAAAGUAAUACGAACAUAUACACAUGGAGCGAUGGAAGUACCACUCUAGCUAUUGGCGACCAGCAUUAUGAAUUACAGAGCAAGCCUCUUGCGCCCGCUAAGGAUAGCAAAUACAACGAAGUCUUGGACUCACAUAGUUACAUGGCUUCACCUUCAGUUACAUCACAAAUUCUUGUUGUCGUAGGACACAUGACCAACGAGUACACAGUCAGGCCCAACAAGUCUAUUGAAGAUGAUGCUCUGAACAGGUUGAAAAAGAAUCUUACUGCAGCUACUGGUCUAGAAGGAGGUGAAAAGAAACGUCUAAAUAUGAUCGUCAAAAAUGAAGAUCCUGAACUUCAAAAGAAGCGAGCAGAAAUGGCAGAAAAGGAACGAAUGCGUGCUCAACGUCGUCGUGAGGCUCAGCUUGAUAGAGCCAGUCAAUCGACUGGACGUCGUGUGGGUGUGGGUGCAGGUCUUACUCUCGAUGAUAUAGAUGGUCGCCCUGGACGUCGUGGACCACGUAAACCUGCUGGAGCUAAGCGUCCUCGCCGUAGACCAGAGUAUGAUUCGGACGACGACCUUCCUCGUGGUAGAAAUCGUGAAGACGAGUACGACAAAGAGGAUGACUUUUUGGCAUCUAGCGAUGAGGAACUUGAGGAAGGUGGUGGAGACGACGAUGAGGAAGAAGAAAUCCUUGAUGAGAGUGAUGAAGCUCCUAGGCACAAGAAACAGAAGACGUCAAAACCUGCCGAAGAUAGCGAUGCUGACGCAGAUGCCGAAGCUGAUCUGGAUGACGAGGAUGUCGUUCAAGCUCCACAUGCAGAAGCUGGUGGAAACAGGAGAAAGCGUAACAUUAUUGAGGAUGACGAUGAUGAAUGA
Molecule: messenger RNA, 1317 nt
Organism: Botrytis sinoallii
Lineage: Eukaryota; Fungi; Ascomycota; Leotiomycetes; Helotiales; Sclerotiniaceae
Exons: 2
Coding region: 1-1317 (438 amino acids)
Biological process (GO): positive regulation of transcription elongation by RNA polymerase II; transcription elongation by RNA polymerase II
Cellular component (GO): nucleus; Cdc73/Paf1 complex
Molecular function (GO): RNA polymerase II C-terminal domain phosphoserine binding
Source: RefSeq, a predicted model, not a curated record